UCCAACAGCAGCAGCGGCAGCACAGAAAGUGAGUGGGGCGAAGAGAAGUGGACUUAUCGAUUUAUUUGGGAGCGGCCCUUCGCUCACCAGUCGUUUAGCGCCCUCGUCCCACAGCCCGUCGCCGAUUGGUGCGCGCUCCAGUCCGUCAUUUUUCUGAUAGGUUCAUGGAAAAUUUUGCUUCAUAUGCAAGCCUAUUGUCACUCCGCCCACCGCUGGGAUUCUCCACUGUCAAGUCUGUAGGCUGGGUAGUACGACCGAAUAGAGCACAUUAGGGGCUUCAGGCUCGUCAUGUAUUUGAAAAACUCAAACGAAACUGUUGUGGAUUAACAUUUCAAGACGUUUCAAAAGGUGGACGGCUUACACUGAGUUAAGAAAACGGAUACUUUCCCCUUUGACGCUCCGUGCUGGAUGUUGACCGAGUUGAGCAGGGUUUUAUUGACGUUCACUGUUUUGGUGGCGUUCGCUCUAAGUUGGGACAUGCCUGUUUUUCCUCCAAGCUAAGAACUCGAUUUAGCGAUGCAUAAGCCCAUGUGUUCGUAAAGAUGAGUUUACAGGAAAUGGCAACUGCUCUGAGCGGCCGAAACCCGGGAGGACGCGGACCGAACCGAAGCAAGGGUCGGAUUUUAGGCAUCAUUGAUGCCAUUCAGGAUGCUGUGGGACCUCCAAAACAAGCUGCUGCCGACCGGCGGACCGUGGAAAAAACAUGGAAACUCAUGGAUAAAGUCGUCCGGCUGUGCCAAAACCCCAGACUCCAGUUGAAAAACAGUCCCCCGUACAUUCUGGAUAUCCUACCCGACGCGUACCAGCACCUGCGGCUCAUUUUAUGCAAAUAUGAGGAGCACCAGAAACUGUCCCAGCUCAGCGAGAAUGAGUACUUUAAAAUCUACAUCGAUAGCCUCAUAAAGAAGUCCAAGCGGGCCAUCAGACUCUUCAAAGAGGGGAAGGAGAGGAUGUACGAGGAGCAGUCACAGGACAGGAGAAACCUGACCAAACUGUCCCUGAUCUUCAGCCACAUGCUGGCGGAGAUCAAAGCCAUCUUCCCCGGGGGACACUUCCAGGGAGACACCUUCCGCAUCACCAAGGCCGACGCCGCAGAGUUCUGGAGGAGAUUCUUCGGAGACAAGACGAUAGUGCCAUGGAAGGUCUUCCGACAGUGCCUUCACGAAGUGCAUCUCAUCAGCUCCGGGCUGGAGGCCAUGGCCCUCAAGUCCACCAUCGACCUCACGUGCAACGACUAUAUCUCCGUGUUCGAGUUCGACAUCUUCACACGCCUCUUCCAGCCUUGGGGGUCCAUCUUGAGGAACUGGAAUUUCCUGGCGGUGACUCACCCGGGCUACAUGGCGUUCCUCACUUACGACGAAGUCAAGGCCCGGCUGCACAAAUACAUCAACAAGCCCGGAAGCUACAUCUUCAGACUGAGCUGUACGCGGCUGGGCCAGUGGGCCAUCGGCUACGUGACCAACGAUGGGAACAUCCUGCAGACCAUCCCGAACAACAAGCCACUGUUCCAGGCCCUUAUUGACGGCUACAGGGAGGGCUUUUAUUUGUUCCCAGACGGCCGCAGCUACAACCCAGACCUCAGUGACCUGUGUGAGCCCACGCCACACGACCACAUCAAAGUCACUCAGGAGCAGUACGAGCUGUACUGCGAGAUGGGCUCCACCUUCCAGCUGUGUAAGAUCUGUGCGGAGAACGACAAGGACGUGAAGAUUGAGCCCUGCGGUCACCUGAUGUGCACCUCCUGCCUUACCGCCUGGCAGGAGUCAGACGGCCAGGGCUGUCCGUUCUGCCGCUGUGAGAUCAAGGGGACUGAGCCCAUCAUCGUGGACCCCUUUGACCCGCGCAACGAGGGCGCCCGCUGCUUCUUCCUGGACCAGUUCAGCUGUCCCGCCCUGGAGCUGGACGACGAGGACGACCGCCUGGACGACUGCCUGGUCAUGAACGGACUGGCCAACAUCAGGAAGCACUGUGCGGAGCGGCAGAACUCCCCCAUGGUGUCCCCCACCUCCUCCCCCCUGAGCCAGCGCAGGAAGGCCCACGCCGCCGCCUCUGGGGGGGGCUGCUCCGACGUGGGCCUCUACGGGGUCCAGCACCUGGGCCUGCCCCCCGUACCCCCCCGCCUGGACCUGAUCCAGAAGGGGGCCGGCCGCUCGCCCUCCGCCAGCCCCACCGCCUCGCCUAAGUCGUCUCCAGGCAUGUCCAGGAAGCAGGACAAGCCCCUCCCCGCGCCUCCGCCCCCCCAGCGGGACCCGCCCCCGCCACCUCCCCCCGAGCGACCCCAUCCCCACCCUUCCGAGUCCCGCCUCUCCUGGCUGGCCCCCUCCACCUCCUCUUCGUCCUCCUCCUGCUGCUGCCCUUCCUCCCUCUCCUCCCUCUCCUCCUCUUCCUCCUCCUCCCUCGGCCCCUCCAGUGACCCCCUGUCGCUCCCGUGCGACCCCCACAACAAGAGCGACGGGGGUGACCAUUCCUGCUCUACCUCCUCCUCCGCCUCCUCCUCCUCCUCCUCCUCCUCCUCCUCCUUCGUCACCGCCGCCGUGGUCACGGCCCCAAAGCCCCCCUCCCACCUUGGCCUCAACGGCCGACCGCUGAGCUUCCCCUCGGGCUGCGGGAGCCGAGCACAUCACAGGGCGGACCACCCGGGCCCCCCCGACGUCUCCAAGCAUUUCCCCAAUGGUUUCCAGAUCAGCGAUGACUACGACAUUCUCCCCCCCAGACACUCGCCACCCACAAGCCAUAAACCCCAGAAUCACUUCAGCAGAGGCGGGCUGGAGAGGGAGAGAGAGCGGGGCCCCCCGGAGAGGCCAGAGACGCUGUACCAGGUGCCCUCAUCCAGCCUGUGUAUCAGCCAAGCCCCUAUCUGCAUCUCCAUAUCGGCCCCAAGCAGGCAUGGGGAGAACGGGUCCCCGGAGCCCCCUUCCUCCUCCUCUUCCUCCUCCUCCUCUUCUUCUGAGGAGAGGAAGGUCAAGCCUCCAGAGCAUGGUGGGCCCUUCGAGCUGGUCAGACCCCCGCCGCCGGCAGCAGCAGCAGCGGUUCAUGCUGCCCCCUGCCCCCCACGGAACCUCAGAACCCCCUCAGACUAUGACGUCCUGCUGGCCCCUCAAGCGGUCGAGGGUCACCUCAACGGCCGGCCCUCCCCCCAGUCCACCCCUCCCCCGCAGCCCCCGCCGCCCCCCCUCCGCCACAGCUGCACCGACCUGCCCUCCUCCGCCUCCUUCCCGGCUGUCACCCGGCCGCACCGCCCGGCGUCGGGCCACGAGCACCUGCUGUUGACCCCAGAGGCGGUGCUGGACAUGUUGAGCGGGGCGGCGCCCCUCCCCCCCCUUCGCAGGCAGGCGGUGGACCAUGUCAAGUACCUCCCCAGGGAGGGCCUGGACCACCCACACCUGACCGCCGCACAAGGGGCUCCGGACUUCCAGCAGGCGCCCGCCCGGCCCCCCAAGCCCUUCCCCCGCAAGGCCCCCCCGGCGCCGGAGGUCCCGCACGGGAAGUCUCACGCGGGGCACCACCCCCCGCCGCCGCUGCCCCCGCCCUCCUGCUCCUCCUCCUCCUCUUCGUCAGCGGCGGGGUGCGAGAGCGCCGACGCCAAGAUCGCCCAGCUGAUGGGGGAGGGGUACUCGUUCGAGGACGUGAAGCGGGCGCUGAUGAUCGCCCAGAACAAGGUGGAGGUGGCCCGGAACAUUCUGCGAGAGUUCGCCCUGGUGGCACCCGGCUCCAAGUCUAGAUGAACGGGCGGGGACCAACGUCUGGACACGCGUCUGGAUGCACACACACACACACACACACACACACACACACACACACACACACACACACACACACACACACACACACACACACACACACACACACACACACAUGAAAGCGCAGAUGCACACACACGUGUAGGAGAGCACACACACACACACACACACACACACACACACAGAGGGAGAGGGGGAACGCGUUAAAGCUGUUGCCCCUUGGUUGAAUACAAAACAAAAAGGGCUUCUGGAGCCGGGCUCGUUGGACGCAGGGAGGGUACGGCCGGCGGCCAGCGGUCAGCGGGCCGGGGGUCGGGACGGCGCUGACGAUGACGGACUGCGGCACGGAGGUGGGGAAACCAGCGAGUGAGGCGCGACCACAGGAGGACCUUCUGCGCUGACAGACGGUGGACGGGGACGUGUUUUCUGUUGUUGCUUUGUGGGUUUUUCUUCAAUAUCUGUGAGAACGGACAGCGAGAUUGAUCACCAGGAAACGGCUGGCCGCGCGCACUGCCUUCGCUCUCACAAGGACAACUCUUUUGUUCAACAUUUCACACACGCAGCCAAUUACUGUUUUUUUGUAAAUGUAAACACACGCGCGCCAGCGCGCACACACACACACACACACACACACAUCUAUACAUAUAUAUUUAUGUGUGUAUAUAUGUAUGUGUGUAUCUAUAAGUAAGUAUAUGUGUAUAUAUGUAUAUAUAUACAUGUAUAUAUAUGUGUAUAUAUGUAUAUUUAUUAAUAUAUAUGUGUAUAUAUAUAUAUAUGACUCCUUCUCGUUCCCCUGCUGCUGCCGCUACAUUGAUUCCUCGUGUAAUAGUAUUUCACCGGUUAAGUCAUCAUUUCUGCACUGAAAAGAAAUAUGCUAAAUGUGUUCAUGGCCUUCCGUUAAUUAUUAAAUUCACGUCCAGCAGGGGGAGACAAACUCUUUUGCUUUAGUUUCCUUCGUCCCAUCAAGGGCUAAGAGAAGGAGAACGGGGGACAGGGAUAAUGACAGAAAGAAUGAUAGAGAGAAAGAGAAAAAUAGAUGGAGGUGGAGAGCGAAUGAGAGCCAAAGAGACUUUGGUUUUGAAUGUAUGUGUCAAAAGCUACGUGCCAGUGUGUGUGUGUGUGUGUGUGUGUGUGUGUGUGUGUGUGUGUGUGUGUGUGUGUGCGCGCGCAUUCUAUAAGCAUUUGAGUGAUGGGAGCGGAGCAUAGCCAUGGGACUGUUCAUCCCUUAACUGCCAAAGGACGGUUCAUUUGGAAAUGUCAGGUUGGGUUCCCUGGAUGCGCUGCGUCGCCGCAGGCUGCUAGGGCGUCGCUGUGCUAUGCCAUGCUAUGUUGUUGUUGUCGUUGAUGUUGUUGCUGUUGUUGUUGUGGUUGGGUUUGCUCCGGUGGACGGCAGAGGUGGCCACAGUGCAUUAGGUACCGCUGGUUCUGCACCAGAAGCCGCUCAGCAUGCACACGGAACCACGUUGGUGCAGCUAUACCUUCAGUGGCUCUCCCAGUCUGGGUUUCCUCGAGGACCCUCAUGCGUUUCAUCGAGUCGUAUUGCAUCACUUAACAUUUCCGCCAUGGCAUGGACUGAGGACUGGGGAACUCCCAAUUGCAUUAACUGACCCCACCGAAAAAAAACUUGAAUUGUAGUUGUAGAGGUUAUGUGCUACCUUUUUUUAAUACAUUUGAGCUGGAUUCGUUGUAUAUAUCGCCUUAAUAUCCAAAUGGAAACAAGAGUUUCAAGACCCCUCUGUGAAACAUUUGUGACCUCUACUGGGAGCGGGAUCCACAGGUUGGGAAGCACUGGUUUAAUGAAUCUAGGAUCUGUGUGAUGGUGUGUGUGUGUGUGUGUGUGUGUGUGUGUGUGUGUGUGUGUGUGUGUGUGUGUGUGUGUGUGUGUGUGUGUGUGUGUGUGUGUGUGUGUUGGGUUCCUCCGAUGACUGCAAAUGCCUUCAUUAAUUAAUUUUAUUGGAUAGGGGAAAUCACAUGGGUUGAUCUGUCAUUUUUCUAAUAUUUGAGAACAAACGACAAAACAGUGAGAUCAUAGAUGGUUAAAUAUGUUUGUUCAUUCAAUACCAGGUGUGGCCAUGUGCACACACGCACACACACAAACACACACACACACACACACACACACACACACACACACACACACACACACACACACACACACAAGCAUCUUUUUAAACUGCUUUUGCUGUCGCCAGUUUAACAUGCAUCAGGCAAUCCCGGACCACCUCUUCAUAGUGGAUGAAUCCCUAGUGUGUCUCCCCUGGUGUGGUACCCUAAUCUAAUACAUCUGACAAUGAUUGUGUUAUGCUUGGGUUUUGUAAGAUAGGGCUAAUAACAAGUCUUUGCUGAAAGAAUUGGACCCAACCCCCUCGGGUUGGAUGGGCUAUGGCAGCUUUUUAAUUAGCACUACAUACUUACAACUCCUCAAUUCACUGUACAUUUUCUUUGUUUUGGUAUAAUUGUGUUUUUCGCUGCUUUGCAUAUGUGAGGGCUUGUUUGAAUCUUGUUUACCCUCUGUUGCCCCUGCAUCGAGUAUUUGUUUGUUUAUAUCAUUGUUAUAUGAAGCAGCAAUUUUAAAGGAGGAUUUGAAAAUGUCAUAUUUCCCUUUUUGGACGAAAAAAAUAACAAAAUGUUGGUGCAAACUUGCCUCUGUUCAUAGCACCACCGAGCAAAACAGAUAUAUUAUUUUUUUCUGUCUCCGUUGUGCUGUCCUUUCAGUAUUCAGAAUGUGGCAGAAAAUCUCCUCAGUGUGUCCCUUGAUGUCAUGAUGUUGUGCACACCUUUUAUUUACACCAGGCGUGGCACAGCCACUUUAAAGGACCCGUUCCAACGGCCAACGACAGCCCUCCCCGGUCUAUACAGUUCUAGCAUAUUCCAAAGCUGAAUCCAUGUGGCAUUCCAUUUCAACUGAAAGCUUGACUUUGCACGGUGUCUCGAUUUUCUUUGGAUCCUUUCAGAUUGAAAAUAUCUCUGUAUCCACUGUCAGAAAUUCCCCGUGGCGCAUUCCUUUGAAAUUGGUGUAAGUGGCCUUAAGAUUGCAAAAAGGGCAGUUGUUACUUUUUUUUAUAAUUAGUUUUUUCUUAACGUUCUGUGGCAAAAAAAAUACCCUAAACAAAAAACGGUGUCAAAAUAUGUAAAGUGUAACGUGCAAUUAAUUUAUACAUUCAUGAUGCCUUUUUUCUUAGUAUGUUAUUUCCAUGGAUACGAAAUAAAAGAAAGUCAUGUCUAUUGGU
This is a messenger RNA of Gadus morhua (Atlantic cod), 6970 nucleotides long. RefSeq names its product Cbl proto-oncogene B, E3 ubiquitin protein ligase (gene cblb). The transcript has 19 exons. NCBI's taxonomy places the organism in Eukaryota, Metazoa, Chordata, Actinopteri, Gadiformes, Gadidae. Gene Ontology annotation, biological process: cell surface receptor signaling pathway; negative regulation of epidermal growth factor-activated receptor activity. Bases 543 to 3725 code for a protein of 1060 amino acids. Gene Ontology annotation, molecular function: receptor tyrosine kinase binding; ubiquitin protein ligase activity; SH3 domain binding. Gene Ontology annotation, cellular component: plasma membrane; membrane raft. The record is from RefSeq and is a predicted model, not a curated record.